CUCUCUGUACCUUUGGGCAACUUUGGUAGACGAGCACGACGGUCCGCUAGCGACGCGAUCCCCUUUUGCAGCACGACUCGCCCUUUUGCAGUGCACACACAGCGGUGCCCUCUGCGACUCGGCCGGCGAGACAGCUCCAGGACGCCCCUUGCCCGCCCCCGAACCCGUCCUCACCGCCGACCGCUGCUCCAUCGAAAUGUCCACAUAGCCUGAGCCGCUCCCCAAGCUCGUCGCUUGGAGACCCGUCUCGCGCAGCCCGCCUACUCGUGCUGGCACUGGCUCCGACUGUGAUCCGGUAGCUGCGUGGUGCUGACCAUGUCUGCGCAGCCUGUGCGAUCGGGGGGGACCGCCAUGGACGCCCACCACCCAGGCUCGAACGCGUCCGAGGACUCGAGCGGCUCGACAGACGACCGCGUGCGCAAGUUCCAGAAGACGGGCGACCACGGCAGCCGGCUGCGCAAGACGAGCGCCUCCAACGCCGUCUCCGCCGCACGGCCCGGUCUGCCCGACCACAAGCCGCUGGGCUCGCAGAGGCGGACGGCAAAAGUGCCUCUGGGGCCUCGGGGCCCGCCGCAGGACUUCCACAAGCACCGCGUUGCCAGCGCCACCCUCGAGAGCCGUCCGCACCUGCCUCCCACGAGGGCCGCGCCCACGUCGAACCCCGAGCCGCGUUCCAGCCUCGCCCAGCAGCCACAGCAGCAGCAGCAACAGCAGGCGCAGCAGCAGCAGCAGCAGCAGGCCACCGACGACUCCGCCGAGAGCGGCGCGUACGACUUCCUGCCCGCAGUCAACUUCGACGACUUCGCCAACAGCCUGAGCUACGAGCCCGCCCUGAGCGACUUCCCUGUGCCUGGCAGCUUCAAGAGCACUGCACCGCCGAGCAGCACCACGGUGAACAUGCAGCCAUUCACCGCGGGCCCGGGCGACUCGCGGCCCGCACGCAGCAACUCGUUCAUGCGCCGCUUCAGCCAGUCGAACACGCGCAGGCCAGGCUCCACCAACCUCUCCAAGGCGCCCGCUGCCAACGCUCCCGUGUUUGCGGACAGCACAGCGAUGCCACCUCCCACUACCAACAUGGCCAUUCGAACGCGGCGACAGAGCCACUUCCCAGCGCCCACUGAAACGACCCCCGCAGCACGUGCCCGAAAGAGUGUGGGCCCAGGAAUGCUGCCAAUGGGCACGUUUGAAGGGCGCAGCGACAUGCCACGAAUCACCAGCAGCAGCAUUGCCCCGAACGGACUCGGGCGUUCGCCGUCCAAGAGCAAGGGCAAUCGACGAGAGACGCUGGCCGCAACCUCCAACCCACCGAAUGCUACACAACGACUCCCGAGUGCGACACGGACUGCAAAGGCGAAGUCGCUGCAGCCACCGUCGAGACAAACAUCUGGCCAGCACCUGUCUGCUCAUUCGCUGACACCAGAUCAAGGAUCUAUGCCUGCAUGCAACGUUCGCUCGCCGGGCAAGUCGCCUGCGCAGGCUCAGCGUGAGCACACGCCUUCCUCGUCUGCCAGUAAACGGCAGUCUACCGUGUCCCAUCACUUUGGCCUAGGAGCGAGGACGAUCAGCCCGACUGAUGCGCGAAGAUUGAAGCGUCUCUCGAUGAAUCCAAACAUGCCCAUGCCGGGUGGCCCAGUUGGGCCUCCCACGCCACAGGGCGAGUUCUCCUUUGACGACCGAGCUUUCAGCCAGUCUCCGGGCAUUUCGAUCCGGAAGAGCGACACACCGUCCUCUGCGCGUGGAACGCCCGAGCAGAACCGCAAAUCGUACGCUUCAGGCAUCUCUUUGUCCUCAACAUCCAGCAUCAAUUCUUUGAAGGUUGGCGGUUCUUCAAUACCACUGCGUACUAACGCUACUUUGCAAAGCUCUAGAUUACCCACGGCGAAGCCACGAAACGUUCACAGCUCCGCUGGCGAGGCCCCAGAGGACGUGCCGCCCGUACCUGCCAUCCCCAAGGCGUACGAAUCACCCAAAGACCCCGAUCGCCAGACAUUCUCCUUCUCGACUGCUGGGGUGAAGCCAAGCACGCCAUCUUCGACGUCAAGCCAACCACCUCCUGCGAACCAGUACAUGUAUGGGGCACGGGGGGCUGAGCGUGUCAGCAACGGCACGUCACAACUGAACUCCAGCACUGGCUCGAUUAGGCAUCGACGAGGACUUACAGUUGGUGCCAAUGUGGACGCCGAUCGAACACCGACGAUGCAGCAUUCGAGCAAGAAGGAUCUACAGCCGAUCAGACUGCCACCGCUGAACCUGUUGCCUCUCGACACACCGGUCAGCAACCGCAUCUCUUCAUUCUCGGCCCCUUCCAGGGAGGCUUACAAGCACAAUGUCACGCCACCACCAAAGCGGGGAGCCAAAACACCCAGCACACCCAUGACGGCUUCCAAGACAAGCUUCUUUUCUGGGAGCGGCUACAAUGGGUACGACUUUGGCAAGCACAUCCGCAGCAGCAGCUCUGCGAUCAACCUGCGAGGCGGCAGUCAGGAGGUUGCAAAGGAUAAGACACAUGGUGGACUGUCGGCAAUGCCAAUCCCAACCUUGAACCCGGGGCGACAGGCCACAACACCCUUCUCUUCAAACUCUCUGCCCAAAGGCAGCGGCGAGUUCACUCGUCUCCAGUCCCGUCCCAGCGGCGAAUUUCAGUCCAACGAAAAGGAUGUCGAGCUGCAGAGCAUGAAGACUGCAGGCCCGCGUCCGCUGAAGAAGAGCAACACUGCGGAAUCUACGCAAACAUCCAACUCGACGGACCCAGAGACUCCUUCGUCAGCCACGUCAGGACUGAGGCGCAAAUUGAGUUUGGGCGGCUGGCGGCGCAGUGGUUCCAAAGCUGCAUCGCAUCCUUCGCAAAACCAGCAGACUCGCAAGGGCGCUCAGCAGGCCGAGGCGUCUGCUCCGCCACCACCCAAGCAUGGCGAUAUGCCACCACCCCGUUUGCCAGCCUCGGCGACAUGGAGCGGUGCUAUAAACGCCAGCCCCACCCCGGAUGGAAGCGCUCAUCGCCCACGGCCGUCGCUUGAUUUCGGUCGCCGGAAGCCAUCCACAGCCACAAUCACUAGCGAGAUCGACUCUGAUGGAGCAGCAACUCGCAAGGACACAAAGGCUGCUUCCGCACGAACGCCGACAGGGUACAACGCGGCGCCUGCAGGUCAACCCGCUACGAAGCCGAGCUCGUCCAUCUUGCCAUCUAUGCAGAGGAUGCUUGGAUCUAAGAGUUCGUCCAAUGUGCUCAGAGCCCGCAACCUGGAUCCAAAUCUCGACAGGGAUGAUCUGAUGGCAGAAGAGGAGAUGAAGAAGCUUGCUUCGAAACGUAAAGACUUUGAGCAUGCGGCGCGCGAUGUCGAUGCGCUUCGCAAGCGCGCUGCCCCACAAGAACGCGUUACAGCCGCCCAAGCUCUGCAGAUGGUCAACUUGAAUAUAUUUGAGAGAGGCGAGAUCAUCGACUACAAGGAGAUCUACUUUUGUGGCACAAAGAACGCGAAGAAGCAUGUUGGCGACCUCAAUGCACAAACCGCCAAUUUCGGAUAUGACGACGACCGCGGCGACUAUAACAUAGUCUUCGGCGACCACCUGGCAUACCGGUACGAGGUUGUUGAUCUACUCGGAAAAGGCAGCUUUGGACAGGUCGUGCGCUGUAUCGAUCACAAGACAGGAGGACUUGUGGCUAUCAAGAUCAUCCGCAACAAGAAGCGAUUCCAUCAGCAGGCUCUAAUCGAGGUGAACAUUUUGCAGAAAUUGCGCGAAUGGGAUCCUGACAACAAGCACAGCAUGAUCAACUUCACGCAGAGCUUCUAUUUCCGUGGGCAUCUAUGCAUAUCUACCGAGCUUUUGGGUAUGAACUUGUACGAGUUCAUCAAGGCCCACGAAUUCAAGGGCUUCUCGACGCGUCUCAUCCGCCGCUUCUGCAAACAGAUGCUCGGCUCACUGGUCCUCCUCAAGAGCCAACGGGUCAUUCACUGCGACUUAAAGCCUGAGAACAUUCUACUUGCGCAUCCCCUACAUUCAGAGAUCAAGGUCAUCGACUUCGGAUCUAGCUGUUUCGAGAACGAAAAGGUGUACACAUAUAUCCAAUCGCGUUUCUACCGAUCGCCCGAGGUCAUCUUAGGCAUGAGCUAUGGCUUGCCUAUCGAUAUGUGGAGUCUGGGCUGUAUCCUCGCAGAGCUACUCACCGGCUACCCCAUCUUCCCGGGUGAGAACGAGCAGGAGCAACUUGCAUGCAUUAUGGAGAUCUUUGGGCCUCCAGAGAAGCACCUCAUCGAAAAGAGCAGCAGGAAGAAGCUCUUCUUUGACUCUUUGGGUAAGCCAAGAGUGACGGUCUCUACAAAAGGCCGUCGUAGGAGGCCGAGCUCCAAGACAUUGCAGCAAGCACUGAAAUGUGACGACGAAGCCUUCCUGGACUUUGUUGCACGCUGUCUGCGCUGGGACCCUGAGCGCCGCAUGCGUCCGGAUGAGGCUAUGCAGCAUGAGUUCAUCACCGGGGCUCGCAGGAACGCUGGACGGCGACCUAUGGCACCUGCGAGCACCGCAUCUCCUGUCAAACGAGCACCGGUCGCUCAGAAUCCGCAGGCCCGCGUGCGACCCCUGCCGGAGCCGCCGAAGCACGGCGCCCCUGCCAACAGCAAUCAACGAGUGCCCAGUAGUUCUCCAGUAAAGGCGAACGUCCCUCGACGCCACUCAACAGUCAGCGGCCCACCCGGCCCCGGAGGAGCGGGAGUCAAGCGAACGGUGAAUGGGGCCCCAGCCCCGACUCCUGCUGCAAGUAACCUUCCACGGGUUGCUCAGCGAAGUGUAUCUGGCAAGCCUGACCUUGCCUCAGCGGCGGCCAUCGCCAGUCUUCAGAAAACGCGCUAGCCGUUAUGAACUCGGAACAGUGCUACACCUAUGGCACCGGCCAGCUAUGUUAGCAUAUCAUGACGACUUACAACUAUUUAAUACCGGCUUUGAAGUUGGAGUGAACAGGUGCGCUCUGCACAUUGCAGAGCUUGUGUGUAUUUUCCCUUCGCAGGCAUUCGUUGUAGAUGUUUAUACCCGGAAAAGCUGUGGCUUUAGGUUCAAGCGCGGAAGAAUGAAUGACGACUAUUGGAUAGGCAGGCGUGGUGAUGAGGUGACGGCUUAAGGGAACUUACAAUCGACAUUACGUUGCGACAUGUUGCUCGCGUGUCU
Messenger RNA from Didymella exigua CBS 183.55, 5160 nucleotides. RefSeq lists its product as uncharacterized. The record is from RefSeq and is a predicted model, not a curated record. The transcript has 5 exons. Gene Ontology annotation, biological process: peptidyl-threonine phosphorylation; peptidyl-serine phosphorylation. Bases 316 to 4848 code for a protein of 1510 amino acids. Gene Ontology annotation, molecular function: ATP binding; protein serine/threonine/tyrosine kinase activity; protein serine/threonine kinase activity. Lineage: Eukaryota; Fungi; Ascomycota; Dothideomycetes; Pleosporales; Didymellaceae.